Messenger RNA from Trichoderma virens Gv29-8, 546 nucleotides. RefSeq lists its product as uncharacterized. The annotation marks the transcript as partial. Lineage: Eukaryota; Fungi; Ascomycota; Sordariomycetes; Hypocreales; Hypocreaceae. The transcript has a single exon. The record is from RefSeq and is a predicted model, not a curated record.
ACGUGCCAUCGCCUUCGCACAAUCUCUCUUGACCCUCUCCUCCACCACUACCGCCUCCGCAACGCCCGAUUUCUGCUGACCUCGUUUCUCAACUCUCCGUGCCGCCCGUCUCUUGGUGAUCUCAUGUCCCGAUCCAUCUUCCUGACCCAAAACACCAUCAUAUCACGGCGGUUGGCACGGUCACUCAUCUCCAUCCGCCUCUCGCGUCGCCUUGCCUCGCGGCUUUCCGCGAGAGACCUUGUCCAGCGAUGUGUGUUGCCUCAGGAGUGCGUGCCAGGCAUGUUCCCUGUGCACAUUGCACCAGGUCUCGUAGCCAAGCGCAAAAGCAUUGAAAAGGAACGUAUCAAAGACGGCCUGAGGCGGUGGAUUUCCGUCAAGUGGAAGCGUCAAGUCAACGAGCGAGCAGAAGAUGCGCGCAGGUCGGACGAGAUACUCGGCGUCGGCCGCGUCUGGAAACUGCGCCGCUUUUGGGAGAGGAUGAGCCGUGGCGAGUUGCCGGUUCAUGGCCGUGGCCAGCUGCCCGUUGAUGGGAGCAGAGGUUGGUGA